Messenger RNA from Nestor notabilis (Kea), 1691 nucleotides. It is a transcript of the gene CPNE8, whose product is annotated as copine VIII. The annotation marks the transcript as partial. Gene Ontology annotation, biological process: cellular response to calcium ion. The transcript is spliced from 15 exons. Gene Ontology annotation, molecular function: calcium-dependent phospholipid binding. The record is from RefSeq and is a predicted model, not a curated record. Lineage: Eukaryota; Metazoa; Chordata; Aves; Psittaciformes; Psittacidae. Gene Ontology annotation, cellular component: plasma membrane.
UCUGAGUUUUCUGUUACUGCUUUUCAGGAUUUUUUGGGACAAAUGUUUUGUACGCUGGGAGAAAUAGUUGGAUCACAGGGGAGCAGACUGGAAAAAUCAAUCGUAGGAAUUCCUGGGAAGAAAUGUGGGACAGUCAUAGUAACAGCAGAGGAGCUAGGCUGUUGCCGAGAUUCAGUUUUAAUGCAGUUUUGUGCGAACAAACUAGACAAGAAGGACUUCUUUGGUAAAUCUGAUCCUUUCCUCGUAUUUCAUCGAAGCAAUGAAGAUGGCAGUUUUACAAUCUGCCACAAAACAGAAGUCAUAAAAAAUACGUUAAAUCCCGUGUGGCAGGCAUUCAAGAUCUCUGUCAGAGCACUGUGUAAUGGCGACUAUGACCGGACAAUUAAAGUAGAAGUGUAUGAUUGGGAUAGAGAUGGAAGCCAUGAUUUCAUCGGAGAAUUCACAACAAGUUACAGAGAAUUGUCGAGGGGGCAAUCUCAGUUCAACGUGUAUGAGGUAAUAAAUCCAAAGAAAAAAGGAAAAAAGAAAAAAUAUGUUAAUUCUGGAACAGUAACAUUGCUUUCCUUCCUAAUUGAAACAGAAGUUUCAUUCCUUGACUAUAUUAAAGGCGGAACCCAAAUCAAUUUCACAGUUGCUAUUGAUUUCACAGCCUCAAAUGGUAACCCGUCACAGCCUACUUCACUGCACUACAUGAAUCCUUAUCAGCUGAAUGCUUAUGGCAUGGCACUGAAAGCAGUAGGAGAAAUAAUUCAGGACUACGACAGUGAUAAAAUGUUCCCAGCUCUAGGUUUUGGAGCUAGACUGCCUCCUGAUGGAAGAGUAUCACAUGAAUUUGCACUGAAUGGAAACCCUCAAAAUCCAUACUGCCAUGGAAUUGAUGGUGUAAUGGAGGCAUAUUACAGGAGUCUAAAAUCUGUACAGCUUUAUGGACCAACAAACUUUGCCCCUGUAAUUAAUCAUGUAGCCAGAUAUGCUGCUUCAGUAAAAGAUGGCUCCCAGUAUUUUGUUCUUCUCAUUGUUACAGAUGGAGUUAUUUCUGAUAUGGCUCAGACAAAAGAAUCCAUAGUGAAUGCUUCAAGGCUUCCAAUGUCAAUAAUUAUAGUGGGGGUAGGACCAGCAGAGUUUGAUGCUAUGGAAGAACUGGAUGGUGAUGUAGUGAGGAUUUCUUCAAGAGGAAAGUUUGCAGAGAGAGACAUUGUGCAGUUUGUGCCAUUCCGAGAUUACAUUGACCGAAGUGGAAACCACGUGCUAAGCAUGGCAAGACUUGCUAAAGAUGUUUUAGCAGAGAUCCCAGAGCAGUUUCUGUCCUACAUGAGAGUCAGAGGAAUAAAGCCAUCACCUGCACCACCACCCUAUACACCCCCGAUUCAUGUGUUGCAGACUCAGAUUUGACUGCUCCAAAGCACUUAGCAAUUCUCACAAGUCAAGAGUCUCUGGAUACAGCAGUAGCUUCUGAUAACUUUUUGGAGCUAGAAAGAUUCUCUUCACAUACCAAAAUUCUGUUAUGGGUGCAUAAGCAACUGGAAAGCUUUUGAAUGCUAGGAGCAAGAUGCUGAAGUUCUCUCUAGGUCUUAUUUUAUUUUAUUUUAUUUUUUACAAAAAAAACCUACUUUUUGAUGUAUUUAUUGGAGGGGAAAGCACAAGUCAGGAUUUCAACUCAGAAGAUACUGUCCUCUCUGAAUACUGUGUGU